AUGCCGCCAGUAUUACGGUCCCAACGAACCAAUACGAUCGAUGUCCACCCCAUUCCACCAACCGAGCACCAGAGGGAGCAUAGCCCUGUCUACACACCAGGCCUUCCACCUGGAGUGGCGAAUGAGGACACGAGGUCCAAAGCUGUUGGGGAUUCUCCAUCCCCUCAGGCCCUUCCAUCAGGGCCACCCUCGCAAUACUUUGAGCAGCGGACGCCUUCGGCUGAACCUUCAGCCAACGCACAUGCUGACACACCUAUGGGGGCGAUAGCCUUUUCUGCUUUCGCACAAAUGGCAGUGGCAAUGCAACAACAACAGGACACGUUCGCACGGCAACAGCAAGACAUGCAUGCAUUGAUGAUGGAGACUUUACGGAGUAGGGAUCGUCGAGAGUCGUCACGAGAUAGAGAAGGUCGAAGUGCAGAUAUCUUUGAACGAUUUCAAAGGCUUCGCCCGCCCACGUUCGAAGGGGCGCCAGAUCCGGUGAAGGCGGAACACUGGCUGGCAAGAAUCACUAAGCUAAUGCGGCCCCUGGAGUGUUCUGAUUCGCAAAUGGUGACCUUAGCUACCUAUCUGUUAGAAGGAGAAGCAGAAAACUGGUGGCAGAGUGUGCAGCGGGGUGUUCCAGCCACGUACGCCUGGACAUGGGCAGGCUUCCGAGAAAAAUUCCUGGAAAAGUAUUUUCCUCGGUCAUGUAGGAACGAGAAAAUAGCCCAGUUCUUGAAGCUGGAACAGGGUAGUAUGACUGUUGCCCAAUAUGAGGCUAGAUUUGACGAACUCUCCUGUUUCAUGCCUAAGGCCCUGGAAGAUAUGGAAUACAAGCUACAAAAGUUCAAGGAAGGACUCAGGCCAGGUAUUCAGUCACGGCUAUGUGCCUGGGAUUUCAGAGAUUUUACAGAACUAGUGGACAAAGCCAUGCGGGUAGAAAAAGAUUUUGAACGCACUAUGAGGACUCGCCCUCUAGUGAGCGGCACCCUAGUCAGGCCUAGGCAGGCACCUUCCGCCCCACUAAUACCAGAGAAAAAGAACAGAGUCAUACCUGCGGGCGCUCCAAUCAUGCCUCCCACGAGGAAUUGUGACUACUGCCACAAAGUUGGACAUUUUGCGCAAAAUUGUUUCAAGAAAAUGAAGGACGAAGGCAUCACUCCACCGGCAAAUCGCCCUCAGCCGGGUCCAGUAACAACCAGGGCAGCACCUUGGCAGCAGCCACCUAGGUCAAGACCUUCAGCUCAGCAGAAGGUUCCCCCUGCCCGCAUGUAUGCCAUAGCUGCUACAGAAGCUGAAGAGGACCCUCAUCAGACGAUUCAUGGUACAGCUCACAUUAACGGUACCCCUGUACUCCUCCUAUUUGAUUCUGGUGCAACUUUAUCUUUCGUAGACUCUACUAUUGCAAAUAGACUUGAACUGAAAAUAACCCGAAUGCAUGCCCCCUUAGUCGUAGCAUCUCCCACGGGGACAUUCAUCGAAACAGACAAAAUAUGUCAAGCUUGUCCUCUAACCCUUGCAAGACGCGAAGUGGUUGUGGACCUGGUCAUAAUGCCUAUAAAACGGUUUGACAUCAUCCUAGGCAUGGAUUGGCUUUCUCAAGUCCGAGCAGUGAUGGACUGCCACGGCAAAACGGUCACUAUAACAGUCUCUGGGCAACCCUCUUUUAUAGUAAAGGGAAAGAGUAGGCACAACACAUUUGGAAGCUUACAAGCCCUAGACGAACCAGAAUCAGUCGAGUCCACCAUCAGCCCAAUACCAGUAGUAUCAAAAUUCUCUGAGGUAUUUCAAGAGAUACCAGGACUAUCCCCAAGACGAGCGAUAGAUGUUUGCAUAGAUCUUAAACCAGGAACUGCUCCCAUAUCAUUACCCCCGUUUCGCAUGCCCCCUUGCGGAAUGGAAGAACUUAGGAACCAGAUAAAAGAGCUGCUGACCCAGGGUUUCAUUCGCCCCAGCGUUUCUCCGUGGGGAGCGCCGGUCUUGUUCGUGAAAAAGAAGGACGGGUCGAUGCGUCUCUGCAUUGAUUACCGACGAUUGAACGAAGUCACGAUAAAGAACAAGUACCCCCUACCACGUAUCGGUGACCUAUUCGACCAGCUCAAGGGUGCCAAGUACUUCUCCAAGAUCGAUAUACGAUCAGGAUACCAUCAGCUGAGAAUCAAGGAUGAGGAUAUCCCUAAAACAGCAUUUAGGACUCGUUAUGGGCACUAUGAGUUCCUGGUUAUGCCCUUCGGCCUCACAAAUGCUCCGGCAGUGUUCAUGGACCUCAUGAACCGAGUUUUCAUGCCUUACCUAGAUCGAUUCAUUUUACUCCAAAAGCAAGGAGGAGCAUGA
Molecule: messenger RNA, 2316 nt
Organism: Magnolia sinica
Lineage: Eukaryota; Viridiplantae; Streptophyta; Magnoliopsida; Magnoliales; Magnoliaceae
Exons: 1
Coding region: 1-2316 (771 amino acids)
Biological process (GO): proteolysis
Molecular function (GO): nucleic acid binding; aspartic-type endopeptidase activity; zinc ion binding
Source: RefSeq, a predicted model, not a curated record